Molecule: messenger RNA, 1308 nt
Organism: Morone saxatilis (striped sea-bass)
Lineage: Eukaryota; Metazoa; Chordata; Actinopteri; Moronidae
Gene: rras
Product: RAS related
Exons: 6
Coding region: 593-1186 (197 amino acids)
Biological process (GO): signal transduction
Cellular component (GO): plasma membrane
Molecular function (GO): GTPase activity; GDP binding; GTP binding
Source: RefSeq, a predicted model, not a curated record
CAAAUGACCAAAUAAGGAACGUGACACAUGGAAGUGGAAUUUGUUCUGGUCAGUUUUCAGCUUUAAUGAGUAGAAAGCUUUAGUGUGUACAGCGCUUCGCCAUGUCAUAUAUUUUCUGAGUGUUGGUGUGUGCCACCGACAUAACGCCUAGUUGUUGUGUGAAUACCUCUGUGUGUCAGUGAAUGUGUAUAAGCGUUGCUUUCUUGAGGAAAGAGAAAAGAGGAAGCAGUUCCGCCCUCAGAAGCAGCCCGGAGGCCGCGGAGAAAAGAGCCGAAAGAAGAGAUAAGAAGCGAACGACAGAGUCCGCUUUAAACCCAGAACACGGUGUUAUUCUGCCGGUUAGUGUUUCAGCGGAUGGACGGUGGAACUCCGGUGCUGUGUUGAAAAGCUCGUUGGAGAAAAUGAGCUUCAUGUGAAUAAGUUUCAGUUUGAUAAAAUCGUCCAUGCUGGUGUCUUCUGCCAACAUUAACAGGCGGCUUUACUCGAGCUCUUCGCUUCUGGAUCGUGUCUUUGGACCUUGGGUUAGCUCCUUGUGAACAGUGGGUCUCUGGUUGAGGCCCUUGAAGCUUUUUGAUCCGAGUUACAAUACAGUAUGAGCGGAGAAGAGGAAAGAUUCAAACUGGUGGUGGUGGGAGGAGGAGGGGUGGGGAAGAGCGCCCUGACCAUCCAAUUCAUCCAGUCCUACUUUGUGUCAGACUACGACCCCACCAUUGAAGACUCCUACACCAAGAUCUGUACUGUGGAUGGAAAGGAGACCCGGCUGGACAUCUUGGAUACAGCAGGUCAAGAGGAGUUCGGGGCAAUGAGGGAGCAGUAUAUGCGCUCAGGAGAAGGCUUCUUACUGGUGUUUGCGCUUAACGAUCGGGGCAGCUACCAUGAGGUCCAGAAAUUUCACACCCAGAUCCUGAGAGUGAAGGACCGAGAUGAUUUCCCCAUGGUACUGGUUGGAAACAAGGCUGACCUGGAACAGCAAAGAGUUAUCUCGAGGGAGGAUGCUCAGGCAUUCGCCAGAGAGAACAGGAUCCACUACAUGGAGGCUUCAGCCAAGAAUCGCUACAAUGUGGAUGAGGCCUUCCUGGAGCUGGUGCAAAUUAUCAGGAGGUUUCAGGAGAUGGAGAGUCCUCCUCCUCAAGCUCAUCACACAGGGAAACAGAAGAGUGGUGGCUGUCCCUGUGUCCUCCUCUAAGUUACUAUGAACACCAAAGCCUCAUCCCUUUACUGCUUUUCCAGAAAGGAGUGUGUGCGUGUGUGUGUGUGUGAGAGAGAGAGAGAGAGAGAGAGAGAGAGAGGAUAAGGUGCAUAAUUUUU